This is a messenger RNA of Orbilia oligospora ATCC 24927, 1038 nucleotides long. RefSeq lists its product as uncharacterized. The coding region runs from base 1 to 1038 and encodes 345 amino acids. The record is from RefSeq and is a predicted model, not a curated record. NCBI's taxonomy places the organism in Eukaryota, Fungi, Ascomycota, Orbiliomycetes, Orbiliales, Orbiliaceae. The transcript has a single exon.
AUGUCUCUACUCUUCGUUCCCAGGCCGCGGCCUGACCAGUUCGAUUGCUCACCAUGCCACUACGAGCCCCAGGACGACCUUGAAUACGUUCCCUUAACAUCUGAUGCCCUAAAGCAAUUGGCUGCUUCGCUACCACAGCCCAUCUCUACAGUACGGUACUCUAAUCGGGAGAACAAUUAUCUAUUCUCGGACCGGGAAUCUGUGUAUUGUCCUUCCCUCUGCUCAUCACCUGCCUCUGCAACAUCAUCCACUAGAGUAUCCAUGAUUCACACUCCGGAAGAAGGUACGGAGGAAAUCUUAUUCGACGUCGCUCCUCUUUCGGUACCGCCGGAGAAUAUGGCUCCAUCCCGGCAUCAUGCCGUUGGUAAGCCGAUCGAAAAAGGCGCGAUAAACUUCGAUGCCAUGUUUGAUAUCGGUGGCGAAGCUACCUUCAGAAGAAACUCCACCGUCGACUUUCUGCCAGAGUUCGAUCAGAUCGAUGAUAACUACGUUCCUGACGAAAGGACACGAGCCAGACUGGAAGAGGAACGAGAGUUGGAGAAAGCCAGACUUCUUUGGGAGAAGGAACUUGAGGAUGACCACCCCGUCACCCAGGCACGGAAGCCGAUUAUGCCAACCUCGCUGUGGACUCCUCAGCCACGUCACAUCAUGACACCGAACUUCGUUCCUUCUCCCAGAGUCACUACUUUCGAAAUCCCCGUUUCAAAGUCUGACAUCGAGCCUUCGGAAACAUCUGAAUUCUUCCCUAAGACUCAAACAUCGUUUGGAUCCCUCGAUACAAAUCUGUCAUCGGCCACAGAUCUCACCGUCCCUUCCGUCGGUGAGGACGACUACGCAGAAGUCGACACCGAAUUCGUCGAUACCAUCUUCUCCUACCUAUCUCUCAACCAUAAUUCCAUGGCUCGCAAGUUCGAUGCAGAGCUAGCCAUCGGAUCAGGCUUCCCCAUCGACAAAGUCAGGGAAGACCGAAAAUGUGCUUUGAAGGCAUACAUUGAACGAUACAUCUUCUACAAUCCUGAAGUAUCAAUCCUAUACUAA